Messenger RNA from Galeopterus variegatus (Sunda flying lemur), 935 nucleotides. RefSeq names its product olfactory receptor 7G3-like. Gene Ontology annotation, molecular function: olfactory receptor activity; G protein-coupled receptor activity. Gene Ontology annotation, biological process: G protein-coupled receptor signaling pathway. Gene Ontology annotation, cellular component: membrane. NCBI's taxonomy places the organism in Eukaryota, Metazoa, Chordata, Mammalia, Dermoptera, Cynocephalidae. The record is from RefSeq and is a predicted model, not a curated record.
ACAAGAUAAAGGAGGUUUCUUUCAAGUUUUGUUUUCUUAUCACUUCCAUCUUUUCUAUCAGACCCAUCAACAACAGGAAACCGGGAAACCUCUCAGAUACUGUGGAAUUUCUUCUCCUGGGACUGUCAGAGGAGCCAGAGCUUCAGCCCCUCUUCUUUAGCUUCAGCCCCUCUUCUUUGUACCUGGUCACGGUCCCCGGGAACCUGCUCAUCAUCCUGGCCAUCAUCUCAGACUCCCACCUCCACGCCCCCAUGUACUUCUUCCUCUCCGACCUGUCCUUCACUGACAUCUGUUUCAGCUCCACCACGGUCCCAAAGAUGCCCGUGUACAUCCAGGCACAGAAUAAAUCCAUCAGUUGCACAGGCUGUCUCACCCAAUCGGUUUUGUCUUGUUUUUUUGCUGGACUGGAAAAUGGAAUUCUGGCAAUGAGCUAUGAUCGAUUUGUGGCCAUCUGUCACCUGCUGAGGUACAAUGUCAUCAUGAAACCCAAACUUUGCGGGCUGCUGGUUCUGCUGUCCUUCUUCAUUAGCGUUGUGGAUUCCCUGAUGCACAGUCUGAUGGUGCUGCGACUGUCCUUCUGCACAGACCUGGAAAUCCCCCACUUUUUCUGUGAACUCACUCAUGUUCUCAAGCUCACCUGUUCUGAUACCCUCAUCAAUAAUGUCCUGGUGUAUUUAGUGACCAGUGUGUUGGGUGUCAUUCCUCUCUCUGCAAUCAUUUUCUCUUACACCCGAAUUGUCUCCUCUGUCUUGAAAAGUCCAUCAGCUAGUGGAAAGUAUAAAGCGUUUUCCAUCUGUAUGUCACACAUAAUUGUUGUUUCCUUGUUCUACAGGACAGAUUUUGGGGUGUACCUUAGUUCUGCAGCUACUCACUCCUCCAGAAAGAGUGCAAUAGCCUCAAUUUGUAUUAAUACUCAAGGAUCUGUCAUCUACUAA